Molecule: messenger RNA, 2235 nt
Organism: Spodoptera littoralis (African cotton leafworm)
Lineage: Eukaryota; Metazoa; Arthropoda; Insecta; Lepidoptera; Noctuidae
Source: the annotation of a GenBank genome assembly
AUGCCGCCGAAAGGUCCGAAGAAAACGUUAUGGGUCGAUUGCGAGCGUUGUGGUUGUAGCAUAACCUCCAAUGAUAAGAAUAUACACGUUGAAUUAAACUGUGGGAAAGAUCAGUUGAAAUGUCCUUACGUUGAGGACGGGAAGUUGUUUACCUGGCUUCAGAGGACAGGAGUGGCUCCUGAUGGGGCUCCUCGCGACGCUGUGCUUGUGCACCCAUCCGCGGGAACACUGAUUGGGGCAGUUAUCGGGUGCCCUUUACAGUUAAGCAGAGAAGGCGCCCCUAUGAUGGUGAAGCGAAUGUGGCCAUCCAAAGCGUCUGCUCCAGCCGCUGUUAUUUUGCCAGCAGCUGAUCUAUCCAGUGCUUGGAGCAAUGACAGUAUGAAAGUGACAGUCUCUGUAGUCCAGGAGGAUAUACCGAAGGUGUCUCGCAUCACCGUCAGACUCAACAACCAUAAAACUGAAACAGAUAUUUGUGAUAUUUUGAAACAGCAUUUUUACAGUAAUUUUGUUUGUAGUGGAAGCAUUUUAGUUUAUUACUAUUUUGGUAAGAAACUAGAAAUUGAGGUACUAGAUAUCAAAUCUGAAAUAGUAGAUCAUAAGGGUUGGUUUGUUCUAACUGAAAAUAGUAUUUGGAGCAUGCACAAGGAAAGUGCUCCCAAACCUAAGAAAAAGGCACAAACUCUGGGCGGUGUUGAUGAUAUUUUAGAAGAAAUACAAACUUUUAUCAAAAUAUCAUUCAACAUGGAUGGCCUCGCAGCAAGCUUCCAGCCUACAAGAGGCUUGUUACUGUAUGGUCACUCUGGAAUAGGUAAGACAGCUAUAUGCAAAUACUUAAUAGAAAAUCUCAACUGCUUCCAUAUAGAAAUCAAUGGCCCGGCCAUCUUUAGUAAAUAUUUUGGUGAAACUGAAGGAACAAUGAGGAGCCUUUUUGAAAAGGCUAUGCAGAACCAACCAAGUAUCAUAUUAGUUGAUGAAAUAGAAACUAUAUGCCCCAGGAGGUCUUCAGGCAGUACGGAGCAAGAAAGGAGAAUUACCUCAGCCUUUGUGAACAUGUUGGAUAAUCUACACUCGGAGAACAGCAGAGUUUUUGUACUAGCAACAACAAGGAAACCAGAAAACAUAGAUCCUAUGCUAAGACGUUUUGGAAGACUGGACAAAGAAAUAGAGAUACCUGUACCAGACAGAAUAAGGAGAAAAGAAAUACUUUACAGUUUGCUCAAAAAUCUCCCCAACAAAAUAUCUUCUGAAGAUCUUGAGAAUAUUGCAGAUUUAGCACAUGGUUAUGUGGCUGCAGAUUUGGUGAAUCUCUGCACGCAAGCUACCAUGAAGUGCAUAAAACGGUCCAGUGACUGCAUUGAGCGAGAUGAUUUGAUUGCAGCACUGACCAUCGUCAGGCCUAGUGCUAUGAGAGAGCUGCUCAUAGAAAUACCUAAUGUUAGGUGGUCAGACAUCGGCGGACAAGACGAUUUGAAGCUUAAGUUACGUCAAGCUGUGGAAUGGCCUUUGAAGCAUGCCGAAAGUUUUCGAAGACUCGGUGUCAGGCCUCCAGGUGGUGUCCUACUGUACGGACCACCUGGCUGCUCAAAGACAAUGAUAGCCAAAGCUUUAGCUACCGAGAGUGGUUUAAACUUCCUCUCUAUAAAAGGUCCGGAACUAUUUUCAAAAUGGGUCGGCGAAUCUGAGAGAGCUGUCAGAGAUUUGUUUACGAAAGCUCGUCAGGUUGCGCCGUCUAUUAUAUUUUUUGAUGAAAUGGAUGCGAUAGGAGGGGAGCGAGGAGCAGGCGAGGCUGGUGUACAUGAGAGAGUUUUGGCUCAACUACUGACAGAGUUGGAUGGCGUGGUGCCAUUGAACUCGGUGACAAUAUUGGCAGCAACUAAUCGUCCAGACAGAAUGGACAGAGCGCUCCUCAGACCAGGUCGCCUGGAUCGAUUGAUUUACGUUCCCCUUCCAGAUUUCGAAACACGAUUACAAAUAAUAGAGUUAAAAUUAAACAAAAUGAGUGUUAGUGAUGAUGUUAACUCUCAUGUGUUGGCUACAAAGACAGAAGGGUUUUCAGGAGCUGAGCUGCAGGCUCUCUGUCAUGAAGCUGCUCUAAGAGCUCUCGAGAAAGAUUUGGAUUGUCCAGAAGUGACUAUGGAGCAUUUUGAACAUGUGCUUAAAGAUUUUAAGCCAAGAACUCCCGAGUCUCUGUUGAAGGUCUAUCAAGAAUUUGCUUUGGGACAGAAAUCUGGAUGA